This is a messenger RNA of Tupaia belangeri chinensis (Chinese tree shrew), 2938 nucleotides long. RefSeq names its product protocadherin gamma-A7-like. Gene Ontology annotation, cellular component: plasma membrane. The record is from RefSeq and is a predicted model, not a curated record. Gene Ontology annotation, biological process: homophilic cell-cell adhesion. Lineage: Eukaryota; Metazoa; Chordata; Mammalia; Scandentia; Tupaiidae. Gene Ontology annotation, molecular function: calcium ion binding.
UAAAGAAAGUAUACAUGAACACUGCUACAUUAAUUUGGUGUCUUAAAAUGGAUUUUAAAGUAUACUAGCAACAUCUGGGAUGAAGAAAUUUAACUAAACAAGAACAUUUUGAAAGAUGGAACGGUCAGUAAAUUAAUUUCAAUAUGGUGCAAUUCCCUAGUAAGGACUCUGAGCGCCGCUGUUGACCAACAGGGGAGAAAUGGAGCGAGAGAUCCGGCAAUACCAACGAGUUCUGCAGCACGGAGAAACAGCAGAUUGAGACAAGCCCUCUUCCACGCUGCUGCACCAAACUCAAGCCUCUGCCUUGCUGAAUUCUAGGCUCUCUCUGCUAAUUUAGAGAUCAGCGCGGAUAUAUCCAUAUUCAGAAUCCGGUCCGGAGAUCUCAGCGUCUGACCAGGAUCACCAGGACAAUGGCGGCUCAGCAGAGGGGCGGGGACUACAGAGGAUUCGUCCUGCUCUCCAUCCUUCUAGGGACCCGGUGGGAAGCCUGGGCAGAACGUAUGCUCUACUCCGUGUUGGAGGAGACGGACAAGGGCUCCUUCGUGGGCAACAUCGCCCAGGACCUGGGGCUGGAGCCCCCGGAGCUGGCGCAGCGCGGAGUCCGCAUCGUCUCCCGAGGUAGGACGCAGCUUUUCGCUCUGAACCCGCGAAGCGGCAGCUUGAUCACCGCGGGCAGGAUAGACCGGGAGGAGCUCUGCGCUCAGAGCGCGCGGUGUCUGGUGAGUUUUAACAUCUUGAUGGAAGAUAAAAUGAAUCUUUACCCCAUAGAAGUGGAAAUAAUGGAUGUUAACGACAAUGCUCCCAGAUUCUUGACGGAAGAAAUUAACGUAAAAAUAAUGGAGAAUACAGCGCCCGGCGUGCGUUUUCCAUUAAGCGAGGCUGGAGAUCCAGAUGUGGGCUCGAAUUCUCUCCAAAAAUACCAGCUCAGCCCCAAUCUCCACUUCUCCCUAGCUGUACAAAGUGGAGACGAUGGAAUUAAGUACCCGGAACUGGUGCUGGAGCGGGUGCUGGAUCGGGAGGAAGAGAUGGUUCACCACCUGGUCCUCACGGCCUAUGACGGCGGCAGCCCACCGCGGUCUGGCACCGCCCACAUCCAGGUCAUAGUGGUGGACGUGAAUGACCAUGCACCUGUCUUCUCUCAGCCCCAGUACCAGGCGACUAUCCCUGAGAAUGUACCUGUGGGCACAAGACUGCUCACGGUAAAUGCUGUCGACCUGGAUGAAGGAAUCAAUGGCGAGGUGACAUACUCUUUUCGGAAAAUAGCUCCAAAACUUUUACAAAUAUUCCACCUGAACUCUAUUACAGGAGAAUUAUCAACUCUAGAAGGCCUGGAUUAUGAAGAAUCCAGCUUCUAUGAAAUGGAAGUUCAGGCUCAGGAUGGCCCUGGUAGUCUGACCAAGGCGAAAGUACUGAUCACUGUUUUAGAUGUGAAUGACAAUGCUCCGGAAGUGACCAUAACGUCUGUAAGCAGCUCGAUCCCUGAAGACACACCUCCCGGGACAGUAAUUGCUCUUUUCUACCUCCAAGACAGAGACUCUGGGAAGAAUGGCGAAGUGACCUGCACUAUUCCAGAAAAUCUGCCUUUUAAAUUAGAAAGAUCAAUCGAUAAUUAUUAUCGAUUGGUCACAGCUAAAAAUCUAGACCGGGAAAAACUCUCUCUGUAUAACAUCACACUGAAAGCCACGGAUGGUGGAAGUCCUCCCCUGUCCACAGAAAUUCACAUCUCCAUGCAUGUGGCAGACACCAAUGACAACCCUCCAGCCUUCACUCACUCUUCCUACUCCAUCUAUGUCCCUGAGAACAACCCCAGAGGCGCCUCCAUCUUCUCCGUCACUGCGCAGGACCCUGACAGUGAUGAGAACGCCCAGGUCACUUAUUCCUUGGAAGAGGACACCAUCCAGGGGGCACCAGUGUCCUCUUACGUCUCCAUCAACUCUGACACUGGAGUCCUGUAUGCAUUGCGCUCCUUUGACUAUGAGCAGUUUCGUCACAUACAAUUAAGAGUAACUGCAUGUGAUAGUGGGGACCCUCAUCUCAGCAGCAACGUGUCACUGAGCCUGUUCGUGCUGGACCAGAAUGACAAUGCACCUGAGAUCUUGUAUCCUGCCCUCCCCACAGACGGCUCCACUGGCGUGGAGCUGGCACCUCGUUCUGCAGAGCCUGGCUACCUGGUGACCAAGGUGGUGGCAGUGGAUAAAGACUCUCCCUACCGCCUGCUCAAGGCCAGCGAGCCGGGACUCUUCGUGGUUGGACUGCACACGGGCGAGGUGCGCACAGCGCGGGCCCUGCUGGACAGAGACGCGCUCAAGCAGAGCCUGGUGGUGGCCGUCCAGGACCAUGGCCAGCCCCCUCUCUCCGCCACCAUAACGCUCACAGUGGCGGUGGCUGACAGUAUUCCCGACGUCCUGGCUGACCUGGGCAGCAUCAAGACCCCUGCUGAGCAAGACGAUUCAGACCUCACGCUGUACCUGGUGGUGGCUGUGGCUGUGGUCUCCUGCGUCUUUCUGGCUUUCGUGGUUGUGCUGCUGGCGCUCAGGCUGCGGCGCUGGCACAAGUCCCGCUUCCUCCAGGCUGCAGGUAGUGGACAGGUGCCGGCCUCACACUUCGUGGGCAUGGACGGGGUGCGGGCUUUUCUGCAGACCUAUUCCCACGAGGUCUCCCUCACCGCGGACUCCCGGAAGAGCCACCUGAUCUUCCCCCAGCCCAACUACGCGGACACGCUCAUCAGCCAGGAGAGCUGCGAGAAAAAGGAUUCUUUGUUAGCAUCCAUAGAUUUUCAUGAAUGUAAGGAUGAAACCCCAAGUAUUCAGGUGAGUCCAGGGAUAGCUUUAUAUUUAUUUCCACAAGGAAUUUUACUUUGUGAUAGAGUACUAUUUUGCAAAACAACAGCAUAGAAGCUUAAAUAACCUUUAAAGAGGCAAAAGUGAGUUUAGUGUUU